Messenger RNA from Boleophthalmus pectinirostris (great blue-spotted mudskipper), 10140 nucleotides. It is a transcript of the gene arhgef11, whose product is annotated as Rho guanine nucleotide exchange factor (GEF) 11. Gene Ontology annotation, molecular function: guanyl-nucleotide exchange factor activity; G protein-coupled receptor binding. Lineage: Eukaryota; Metazoa; Chordata; Actinopteri; Gobiiformes; Gobiidae. Gene Ontology annotation, cellular component: cytoplasm. The transcript is spliced from 41 exons. Bases 1397 to 5668 code for a protein of 1423 amino acids. Gene Ontology annotation, biological process: G protein-coupled receptor signaling pathway; intracellular signal transduction. The record is from RefSeq and is a predicted model, not a curated record.
GCUGUGUUUGGGUGAUCUUUGAGGAGAACAUACCGAUAACAACUCGGGGGGGAAAGAUCAUUAUUUUGGAUCGGAUUAAACAGCAUGAAACUGGCCAUGCAAAGAAUUAACCAGACGCUUGAGUACGUUUGAUUGGUACACAAAAACAUACUGGAGAUUGCUGCUGCACUGAUCGCCUUUGGGAAUCUAUACAAGCUAACCGGGCUAAAAACUGCAGCAGACUAAUGCAAGAUUUUCUACAAAAUUUGAAGACUUUUGUGGAUAUAUUAACGUUGAGUUUGUUCGUAUAACCGGGUCCUUUUUGUCACCUUUGUCACUUGGUUAUAUGCUUUUUUGCAAUGCUAUUACAAUUGCAGAGGUGGCUAGUUAGCUUGCUAGCUUGCUAGCACACAAACUUCGCUGCAUUCCGAGUCGCCACGUACGCGAUGCCGAGGACUGACUGCGGCCUUUUUGCGGAUCUUUUAAUAACAAGCAGUUAACUGUCACAUAUCUCUUUGAUCGGAUCUUUAUUAUUAUUUAGCAAUUUAAUGAGCAAGAUCGCAAAACUAAAGGCACUAUUGCUGCUCCCUUUCCGCAGAUGCAGCCGAAGCUAACACCGGUGAACCUGCUAAUUAGCUAUGUCGUUAGCAUGUCAUAGAUAGCCAAGGGUAUAAUCUGGUUUAGUUGUUUACAAUUUGCUGGCCUGAGCAUACGAGCCUGUGACCUCUUUAGAGAAAUCUGACUGACAUUUGACAUCUGAUGCACUAAUUCUACUAACUAUUUCUUGUUAUUUUCUUUAUGUUUUUAUUUAGUGAUUGUAAUGCACACUACAGUAAACCAACUAUGCAGGCUCAAGUAAUAUUGCAGUUCAAAGGUUAGGAACAUUGAGCUAUUUAGUGUCAAAUUGCACGUGAGGUCCCCAGUGUUGCAUGGUAAACAGUUUGCAUUGAAUUACAUUGUUUACAGUAGCUUUAUGCAGACAGGUUUGUAGUAGGGGAGUUGUUGACACAGAGAGCAUAUCUGGACAUAUCAUCCAUGAUUGAUGAUCUGUGUUGAAACUGACUGCCCUGGUCUAGUUUCACCUACACGUCCCAUUUGCAGCUGUAUUUAAAGCUAAUUUUAACCACUCAGUCUGCAAAAAACAUACAAAAAAAACAAAACAAAAAAACAAAACAGAUGUGACAUUCAGGGGUAGUUUUUAGCAGCACUUUAUUAUUGAAGGCGAUUGGGAGCACUAUGAGGUCUUCCUUGGUGCUAGUGCAUGAAAACUUUAAGAUCUGAAUCGGAGCCAGACAGAGGAGUUCUUUGUGUGGAAUGAAAACUCAAGAGGCAAGAGAAGAUGGUGAUGAUAGCCGCGGUGCUGUGACAAAGUAAAGCCUGCAUCCGGAAAAAGAGGACUGACCCACAGGCUGUAGAAAUGAGCCUACGCCAACCCUCCUCUACCCUGGACAGGUUGAGCAGUCUGACCAUCGGGGACUCGGAGCGCAAGUCUUCUGCUGCUCAACAGAGGGAGCCCUGCAUUGAAAUUCCCACAGAAAGUGCAGGUCCUGGUCUGGUGCAGAGAUGUGUGGUGGUUCAGAAGGAUCAAUUGGGCUUCGGCUUCACUGUGUGUGGAGAGAGAGUGAAGCUGGUCCAGAACGUGCGCCCUGGUGGUGCUGCAGUCAAGGCUGGAGUUCAAGAAGGAGAUCGAAUCAUAAAGGUGAACGGCUCUCUGGUGUCCUCCAUGACCCAUCAGGAGGUGGUUAAACUCAUCAAAUCCGGAACAUACGUCGCUCUCACGCUACAAGGCCCACCCCCCUCCGCCGCCUCUGUGCCACUGGAGCCCCUCCCCACUGACGUCUCACCCAAUCAAAGGACGUCUUUAGGUGGGCAAGUCCCGCCCCCUCCACCGCCACCUUUGCCCUCAGGACUCAGCAGCACCCCCUCCCAAAGAAUCACUGGACCCAAACCACUGCAGGAUCCUGAAGUUCAAAAACAUGCCACUGAAAUUCUCAGGAAAAUGUUGGAACAGGAAGAGGCUGAGCUGCAGGCUUUAUUGGAGGAACGACUGAGGAACCCGUCACCAUCACUGGAGGAAAGAAUUGAAAGUGCAAAGAGAAGAGCUCAGCAAGUCCGGAUCAAGAUUCAGCAAGAUCAGGAGGGAUCACGACCAGAAUCAGUCACCAGCUACAUUUUAGCAGGAGGUCGGUUGUCUAUGGACUCUGGUGAAGGUGAUAUGGAGGGCUUUGACAGCCCCCAGUCCUCCCCUUCUUCCUCCUUCAGGACGUCCCAACACAGACGACAGAACUCCGACACACACCCCCUAUCCAAUUCGAGUGGAAAGGCACAGAUCAUUAGCCCCGAAGAUGAAGACGAAGAAGACGACUGCUAUGAGUUUAUUGAGAUGGACGGCCCAUUUCAGGACAUUGAGUUGCUGAAGUCUCGCCCGGCUCACAUGACUGUGUUCAUGAGAUACGUGUUCAGCCAGCUCCUCGACCCCAAUCCCCUGUUGUUUUACCUGUCAGUGGAGGCAUACCUUGGCUCCAGUCCUAAAGAUGCACGCUCCCUCGCUCCUCAGAUUUGUUCUCAUUUCCUGGACCCUGACGCUCCAUUGAAAAUCAAAGUAAGAGAAGAGUACCUUACAGAUAUUGAGAGCCGGCUCCACGCACAAGAGGACAUAAGAGGCCCUCUGUCUGAGCUACAGCAGCAGGUGUUACCGGACAUACAGGACCAGAUCCAAGACUACAGGAACAAGCAGUUGAUGGGUCUGGGCUCUCUGUUUGGGGAGGGGGACCUGGUGCAGCUGGACGGAGACCCUGCCAAAGAGAGGCAGGUGGUGGACCGGCAGCUCACAGCCCUCUGGGAGAUUCUAUCAAAGCACGAAGAGGAUAGAAGUUCACCCAUCGCCUCAGCCGUGCUCCUGUAUCUCCGACACUCUGGGAUCAAACUGAGGGACUCCAAAGUUUUUCCAGGUCUGAGCACCGAAAAGGACAAGUGGCUCACCUUUUUAAAGACCAAAAAGCUGAGCAGUACAAAGAAAGACAAGGAGAAAGAUGGAGAGGACAAGAAGAGGAAUCCAAUUUUAAAAUACAUUGGAAAACCACGCAACACUUCUCAGCCAACGUACCAUGCCCCGUUGUCCCCCUCAGAAGUUCGUCCUGGAAAUGUGAGGAACAUUAUUCAACAGUUUGAGAGCAGCUCAGAGGCCGGAGAAGAAGGAGACAGCUCAGAUUCACAGAGACUGUCCACCAGCAGCCUGGGAGAGGACAGCAUGGACAGCCCGACCAUCUCCGUGCGUUUAGCCCGUAGUGAGUCUCUGAAGGCACAGGGAGAGGGGCGUCGGCGAGGGGCAGGGGCAGGGGCCGAGUCAGUGCCCCGUUCCCGUAGCGACGUGGACAUGGAGGAGUGUGGAGAGGAGAGAGAGAGCAGCGCACUUAGACCUCUGCACCAGAGUGCCUCCUCAUCGGCUUCAAGCAGCUCUGGGCGGUCUCUAGAGAACCCCACUCCCCCAUACACUCCACGCUCCAGGCGCAGGAGUGUGGACUCUCCUUUGGCUCUGCUGCCUGAUGCUGCCACUUUGGAAGAUGAAGUUUGUGAAGCUCAGAACUGGCAGGAGACUGUUUCGGCUCAGCUCCUCUCAACGCUAAGCCCCAAAGAGGUGGACAGACAAGCAGUAAUCUACGAGCUGUUCAUGACAGAGGUGUCCCAUCUGAGAACUCUGAGGGUGCUGGACCAGGUGUUCUACCAGAAGAUGAGGACGGUGCUGAACUCUGAGGAGCUGGCCUGUAUCUUCCCCAACCUGCAGCAGGUCUACGAACUCCACGCAAGUCUUUGUGAAGCAAUGAAGAAGAGAAGAGAGUCUCCCAUUGUACAGGACAUUGGUGAUGUAAUCGUGUCUAAGUUUGAGGGGCCCACUGGGGAGGAGUUCCAGGAGCAGGCUGCUCAGUUGUGCAGUCAACAGUCAAAGGCACUGGAGCUGAUCCGAAAUAAACAACGCAAAGACCCACGAUUCGCUCACAUCAUCCAGGAGUGUGAGUCCAGCCCUCACUGUCGGCGGCUGCAGCUCAAAGACCUGCUCGUGUGUGAGAUGCAGAGACUUACCAAAUAUCCUCUUCUCCUGGACAAUAUCAUCAAACAUACAGACGCCGGCUCAUCGGACAUGGCGACACUGCAACGUGCUCAAGCCUGUUGUCGUGGGAUACUACAGUAUGUUAAUGUGGUUGUUGGGGAGACGGAGCAGCGGUUGCGACUCGGGCAGUACCAGCGCAGACUCGACGUCGCUCCACAGUUUAAGAAUCUUGAUCUAACCACAAAAAGAAUGAUUCAUGAGGGUCCUCUCACAUGGAAAGUCAGCAAAGACAAGCAGCUAGAGAUCCAGGCCCUGCUGCUGUCAGACUGCCUGGUACUGCUGCAGAGGGGUCCAGAUGAGAGGCUUCAGCUCCGGUACCCAUCCCGGUGGCUGGGGGGUGGAGUGGGGCCUACAGGAGACGGGAAAACCUCCUUGAGUCCUCUGGUCAAACUGGACUCACUCCUCGUUCGAUCAGUGGCAACAGACAACAAAGCGCUCUAUAUCAUUAGCACCACAGAGAGGCAGAUCUAUGAACUGGUGGCAGGAACGUCGUCUGAGAAAAACACAUGGAAAGAUUUACUUGAAAAGACAAUAUCUGAAGCUGGUGGAUCCUCACCUCAGAUCAACCACAGCUCAAUACGAUUAUCGUCUCAAAGUGUUGGCAGUUCUUCUCCAGUAUCAACAACAGGAGACAUCUCUCUGUUGGAAGGGCAGGACUCCAGAGGAAACCACUCGUCCAAUCACACGGAGCUCUCAGUUGACACCAACUCAGAACGAGAUGAGUUCUUCUGCAGCGAGAGACCAGAAGGGGGCGUAGCUGAGGCCGCUUUACAUGACGUUGAAACACUGAGGCAGCUCAUAUUACGGGAUCUGGAGGAGGACAGGUGGAGCCAGGACUCAGAUGACACACCCACAAACGAAACUGCCACGGAGGGUUCAUUCACCGAGAAACAACGGCCCGAGUCCCUGGAGACUGUCCUCAACUUCUCCACCAACGAAGAACAAGAAGAACCUGAAGCUCCACCUGAAACUGUGAAUGAAACCACGGAACAGCCCAGAGUUGUGAGGAAAGCUGUGGUUGGGGGCUCUUUCUCUUCCUCUGUCCCCGAUGGCAUCACUGAUGAUGUCACGCUCUCCUCUGACCAAUCAAGCGAGCCGAACGGAAACACUUUCUAUUUGGUGAUGCCAUCUGAUCAUGGUGAGAGCGCCACAGACGACCUCACCGACCCGCCCACACCCGUCGCCACAAACUUCCCCUCUCAUCUCCACGAUGUGAUGUCAUCAACCGCACAAACCAGGAACCAGGAAGCACCAGCAUGUGACCCCGAGAGCUGCCAAUCAGAAGACCCGCCGUUGGAGCAGGAAAAUGACACUGGGCAAUCAGAAGCGCCGUCUCAGAAUCACGUGAUCAAAAAUGUAGAUGAGAUUUUCCACACGAUCGAGGGGUUAAUGAGUAAACUACGACAUCUGCGGGAGAUGGAGGAGGCCCAUCAGAAGCUGCUGCAGACCCUCAAAACCUCCAGCACCACUCAGGACUCAGACUCUGGCUCGUCUGCCUCUGUGUCCCGGACACCCUCCCUCGGAUCAGCAGACGGCAAAGACAGAAGUUCAGAACUGAAGAUCCAGUCAACAGGUUUUUAAAAUUUUGGAGCAGACUGAAGCCUCAUGACACACCGCGGAGUGAUACCUGCUAGGACUUACGUAUGUCCUUCUCUGGUGCUUUGGGGCCUCAUAUAAACUGAGAACUUUGACCUUUUAGCGCGUCAAGACAAUACAUGAAAAGUAUGAAGGAACACGAGACAAGUCAUGAAGAGAAAACUAUUAAAAUGUAACAAUUCGAAGUGCAAAAAAGUCGGACCAAGUUGGACAGAGUGAAGGAUAAUGUAUGCUUUGAAGAGCUGGUUGAAUGAAUGGAACAGACUGAUGUUAAAAUGUUAAUUUAAAGGAAUUAUCCGAGGGACCCAUAAAUACCCCAGCACUUUACCCACAAUGCAUCUCUCUCUACCGUGCAACCUCCGAACAUCAGGGACAAGUUGGACACUACUGCAAACCAAGUUCCCCCUCGGCCGAAGGACUGUGAUUGGAAAAUUCAGGUUACUUGCACUGGGUUUUUUGUUAACACUUAUUUAGUAGUUGUUUUAUUUUCAACAUGGGAGGAAAUAAUAAUGAGGGGUGGUCAUCAGAGCUACACCACUUCACAUCGGCCAUUUUGAAAUCUACAAAAUAGUUUCAUACUGACACACUGGCUGCAUCCUAUUUCUGUUUUCUUACCUCCUUGAGUCCUUGAGUUCAAAGUCUGCAGUGGGAGAACAUCUUCCAUUCACUAAAAUCCAUAAUGCUGAUGUUUUGCAUCCAAAAGGCACAUUUAAAACGCAAGAUUCUGCAAAAUGUUUAAUAAAUUGGUGUUUUUUAACGUUUCAGAUUUGUGUAACUUUUCUGGUGGAGGGUCCGUCCAUGGAGAUGUUGUUCCUUUGUCUGGAAUGUUUUACAGUAUGGUAUUAAACCUUCUACAUCGAGACCAAACCAGACCACUUUACAGGUCAGAUCUGUGGAGAGACAACCCCGCUCACAGUCAGAAUGCCUGUUUUUCAAGGUUUUUCUUAGCUAUAAAACUACCUGUAAUUUAAUAAAUGUAAAGUAGAGCUGUUUAAAUUCACACUGUGGAACAUUCCAGGCAGAGCAAUGACGUAUCUAUAGAAACAAACAGGUGACGGACCAACCAAAAAGUUAGACAGUGCACUCUUAAAUAAAAUAAUAGGUCUUAUGGUCAUUGAGUUAGAAUGUAGCUGGCCCAGAGCUUUCAAACUUUUAAUGAUGUUCCAUUAGCAUGCUAGAUGUUGUUAGCAUUACCAUGACAGCAAAACUCCACUCUGGCCUCUGAAAGUUGAGAAGUCAAGGAGAUAAGUGAACAAAAUCGGUUACGGCCUUCAUUCAUUCUACACUACAUGCUGAAUACUACUGAAAUACAAGUUUUAUUCACAAAUACCUAUUUAUACUACCACUCAAAAGUUUGGACUCACCCUCUCUUUCAAUUUUUUUUUAUAUGUUAUACUUUACUACUUUCAGCAUUUGAUAUACACACAGAAGACAUCAAAAAUGUGAAGUUAUCUGUACGGAAUUAUGUAGCAAAGAAAAAAAAGUCGAAUAACAGUUUUUGUAUAUAUAUGUUUAUUACCUAUUUCUCAAAUUACCCAGCUGGUGCUACUUACACAUACAUGACCAGUCAAAAGUCUGGACACACUCAAUGUUUUUCUUACGACUUUCUACAUUUUAAUUACAUACAGAAGACAUCAGAUAUAUGAAGAAAGAUAUAUGGAAUUAUUAUUUAAAAAAUGUGAAAUAACUCUUUUUUGACAAAGCAAAAUGUGUAUAAUUUGAGGAUUUGAUUAUAAAAUAUAUAAGUAAUUUUAUUUUAUUUACUACAUAAUUGCAUACAUCUUACUUAAAGGUGUAACUUUUCUGGUGGCAGGUCUGUCACCUGCUUGUUUUGAUGGAGAUGUCAUUGCUUUGCCUGGAAUGUUCCACAGUGUGACAUUAAACAGCUCUACCUUACAUUUAUUCAAUUACAGGUGGUUUUAUAGAGUAAAAAUACCUAUAAAAACAGCCAUCCUGACUGUGAGCGGGGUCACCUCUUCACAGAUCUAGCCUGUAACUUGCUCUGGUUUGGUCUCCAUGUAAGCACAAAGGUUUAAUGCCAUACUGUGAAACAUUCCAGACAAAGCCAUGAAGAAAAGCAUUUGAUGGACCCUUUACCAGAAAAGUUACACAGUGCACCUUUAAUAUUUUUUAUGUCUUUAAUAUGUAUAUCAAAUGUAAAAAAGUAUGAAAGAUAUAGAAAAACAUUUAAUGAGAUUGUGAGUCCAAACUUUUGCUACUUUUCUCUUUACUUUGAAGGGAAAAUGUUGACUAUGACAGCAAGAAUUAUAAAAAACACUUGAAUUUGACCUCUGCCAAAACCCUUCCACAAAUCGGCAACUGUGUAUCCUGUAGCCACCCCACUGUUUUUGUAUGUAAAUAGAUGAACCCAUGGUAGUACUGUGAACAGGCCCCAAGAUCCUAAAGGGGCCAGAAGAAGGGAUAAUUCAUAACCAAGUAGCUUUUUCCAUUAAAUGUAUGCACAUAAGUUAGCACUGCAAAGAAAAUACUACUUAUUUUGUUCAUAUAGACACUAACUGACUGCAUACUUUCUUGUUUCAUGCAUCAAUGCUCUAAACCAAGUAACUUUUUUCUUUUUACUUAAAUACAUAAUACAAAAAAUGCCACAUUUUGCCACAGUUUUAGCUCUAGAUUAGGGCUGCACAAGGUGAACUGGUUUCAAAUUAACGUGUUAAAGGUCCUAUAUUACACAGAAUGGAUUCUUGUGUUAUAAUGUUACCUCCUCAAAAACAUACCUGGAGUUGUUUCAUUCACACAUGUUUGAGUAAUCCUUUAUUAUUAGUCUGUCUACAUCUCCAAAGCUCAAAAUGCUCUGUUCCACCUUAUGAUAUCAUGAAACAGUUUUCAAGUUGACAGCUACCUUUUGCCUUUAUAUCAGAAGAGAUUGGCAAUUCCAGAGCUGAAAUCAUCCAAAUGAUUUUAGUGAAGGUGUAUGGAGUUUAAAAACACAGUGGACUGUGACAUCACAUGGAACAGAGUUUUCUAUUCAAGAGAAGAGCUCAGCCUAAAUAUGCAGUGUGUUUGUGAUGAGGAAACAACAUUAUAACAUAAAUCAGAAAAUACUGUAAAAUGGGCCCUUUAGCAAAAACUGAUAAGACUAAACCAAAAUUGAAGCUAUGUACAUUGUAAACACUAUUCGAAAUGCCACUACAGGAAUUAUUUUGCUUUUUUGGAAGAUUUUCAGUAUUUGGCAAAGAAGGAUAAAAGGUUUGAAGUUGAAUACUAGCGCUGCUCUUUGUUACAUGAGCUAAAAUGUCAACAUUAUCAGUGAAAUUUUCAGAAGGGAAAAUUAUUUUUUCUAUUUUGUUUUUGGCUGCAGAAUUUCGAAGCUUCUCAGUCCACGACUCAAAAUGAAUUGCCUUUUAUCAUAACUCAUAUCCAAAUACUUCCAUGUAGCAAAAAAUGAAGGUCUUUUUUUUUUUAAUCAUUUCUCAAUAAAAUAAUUGUAUGUUGAUUUAAGUAGUUUUGAAUGGUUAAGUUACUUGUUGUACCUAUAUUAUUUGACUUGUCAAACGAAACAAAAAAAAGAAACUAAACUAAUGUACUAAAUGUUGCACCUUUUCCCUUCAAAUUAGAAAGAUAUGAAACAAGUCAAAUAAUCUAGGUCUCAUAAGUAAGUCCAUCUAAACUACAGUGUAAGAUUAAAGUUACAUUGUGUGACUUUUCUGGUAGAGGGUAUGCCGCCUGCUUGUUUCCACGGAGCUGUCUUUGCUUUACCUGGAGUGUAUGGCAUGAACUUUGAUGCAACCAGGCCGAUUUUCCAGGACACAGGCGUGUUUAAUGACAUGGAGUUGUUAAUAUGAUGAUGUCACUUCUGGGUCCAACCAGAAACUUCACAUCUGAAUUUUAGCCUUGUUUUGAAAAGCGUAUGUUUAAUCCAUAAACUGUAUAAAGAAGUGGACUAAGCGAGUGUGACGUCACCCAUAACGUUCAGCUUCAGUCAAAUGAAGCUCACGAGGCUUGCAGUUAUAGGAGGGAAUUGGGAGCAGAGUUUUAUAUUAGGAUUAAGAAUUUAUUUAUGGAUAAAAUAACGAAAUAAAAACACCAGGAUCAUGUAGAGCGGGUUAAUACGAACAUUUUAAGACCAAAAUGACGAGGCUCACAGCAGCAGCUACAGAAAGAGGGAUGACUUUUUUUUUUUUUUUUUUUUUAUGUGAAGUCAAUUGGAGCCAGAGUCAAUGGAGCCGGAAGUUCCCCCAUGUUCACUCUCUAUUUAGAGCAGCUAGUGGGUUAGCUAUGUCCAUUUAUAUAUACAGUCUAUGAUUUAACCAGAAAUUGUAUCAGAUGUAUAAAUAAUAUAGUAAUAAUCUAUCAUAAUGCAGUAUUACUUACCUCAGCCUCCCUCAUACAUCUCUUUCUGUCACCGUUAUAGCCAUAGAUUAUUAGCUUUACGCAACUGCCGUUUAUUUUUAAUGUGAGAUUUCAUGUGACUAAAUAUUAAACUGUGAACACGUUCA